Molecule: messenger RNA, 2262 nt
Organism: Camelina sativa (false flax)
Lineage: Eukaryota; Viridiplantae; Streptophyta; Magnoliopsida; Brassicales; Brassicaceae
Product: recQ-mediated genome instability protein 1-like
Biological process (GO): double-strand break repair via homologous recombination; resolution of meiotic recombination intermediates
Cellular component (GO): RecQ family helicase-topoisomerase III complex; nuclear body
Molecular function (GO): nucleotide binding
Source: RefSeq, a predicted model, not a curated record
ACCAAAAAAACCCCUAAAUUUCGCCGGCGAAAUGCGUAGACGACGGCUGCAACUCCGGUACUCCUCCGACGAAGAAGAAGAAGACGAAGAUGGAACUGGAACAAGCGGAAUUGGUGAUUCUGUUCGGAGCGGUGGUAUUGCCUCAGCUGUACAACCGGAAACCUCAGUAGCUUCGAAUUCUAACCCUAAUCCCGGCGAAGCAAUUGAUGUAUCGGAAGUUGAGAUUAUCGACGUAUUUGGUAAUCCGCCUCCCACACCGCCGGAUUCUAGUAUUCCGGUUGAUUUGUCGGAGACAGAGUCGGAUUUUGUGAGCGGUAAUGACUAUGAAUCGCCGAUCAGUGAGAUUCUUUGUCGAUUAGGGAUUAAAUUGAAGAGAGAGUGGUGGGUCUCUUGUCUUUCUGGACUUGAAAUUUCAAUCCCGCAAUUUUUCCGCCUCGAUGUUGCAGCGAAAGCUAAGCAUUGCUUUGAGCAGUUCAUGUUUUCCGAUAUGAAUAUAUGCGGAGGUGGGGUUCUUCCUCGGAAUGUUUCGUCUAUGAAUCUUAUAGAACUCCCUGGUCCGUUUGUUCUUCAGGUUGAUGAGAUUGUUAACAUUGGAUGUCCACUCAAAGGAAGGUAUGAAAACGCUAAUGCAGGGCUGAAGAGGUGCCUUAAGCUGUCCAUGACAGAUGGUGUUCAACGCGUUUUUGGUAUGGAAUACAGGCCUAUUAAAGAUCUUCAAGUCUUGUCUCCUGCUGGUUUAAAGAUUGUUGUAUCUAGUGUACAAGUUCGUCAUGGGCUUUUAAUGCUAGUACCUGAAAUUGUAGAAGUCUUAGGAGGGAUGGUUGAAGAACUUGAAGAAGCAAGAAAGCGUCUGGUUGUUGAAGUAAACAAACCUCCACGAGGGAAAAGUUGGAUCUAUUAUUUGCAACGAGUUUGUUUCACCGAUUUCUUUGGCUACAGCUUCUUUGAUCUUGAGAAGAGUCACUGGUUUGAAAUAAGGAGAGGAGUGGUUCCUUCAUUGGCAACCAGAGCAACUCUAGCUGCAUGGUCGCUAAAUGGCAAUGAUGCUGGUAAUCAUGUAGAUAGUUCUACCUCGGCCAAUGCUAGUAACGCUCAGGUCAAUGUUCAAGGCAUACCCGUAAAUGUAACGGGGACUCACAUUAGUUCGCGGGUGAUGGGCGAGCCUCCUGCUUCUACCAAUGUGGAAGCUACUGUUUCAAGGGUUGAGCAUAUGCAGAUUGAUACUGCUUCUGCGCACGGGGAAAGAACGUUUUCUGAUAUACACUCAACUUCUAGUAACAUUCACCGGGCAGCAUCCACAGCUGGUACUAGAUGCAGUGGUACAAGAUCUUUUUCCAACAGCGUUGGUGGAAAUACAUGGGAUCAACAAACAUCUAACGUGGCUUCUUUUGUUGAAGAAAUGCAUAUUGACACUGGUCGUGUAAGGGACACAACGUCUCAUGUACAUGGUUCAGGUUCAGGCGGUGUAGCAGAUGUAGAAGUCAGUAAUAUGGUUAUCGAUUUGGAAGGACCUUCUGUGGUUACAAAUACAGAGAAGCCUUUCACUUACUUAGCCGAGUUGUCUCAAAAAUGGGCAGUAAUGAAAGAAAGCAUGCAUUCUGUUCAAGGAAGGAUCAAAUGCUUCCUAACCGGAGUGAAGAAAUUUCAGUUCAAGCAACAAUCUACGUAUGAGCUUCUAUGUUACGUCGAUGAUGGUAGUCUCAUCUGUGAGAUCUUGCUCCAUAACGACGUUGUACAAAACAGGAUAGGUCAUUCAUCCAUGGAAGUCACAGCUGCUCUUUCCUCUUCAGCACCAACAUCACUAAAUGCCAUGAUGAAAGAGAAACUGAAACGCUUCCAGUUGUUUCUCGCUGACUUCGAGGGAAUAAUGGUCGUAGAAAUGAACAGAUCGUCGCAAUAUCCGGUAGCAAUUGAAAUGAAUCAGGGAUGUUCGUUAACCGAUGCUCGGUUACUCUUUGAAAGAAUCAAAUCAUCCUCGAGCUUAAAUCCAGUUGUUGUUCUAUCCCCUUGAAUCUUGAUCUAGUAGUCAACUAAAAGCUCAGUGAGAGCUUUUGGUGACUUGAUUUCAUUUAUAUUUGCUAAGGAAUGGCUUCCUGGUUCAACUAAACCGGGUAUUUCAUAUUUGGUGAUUUAUAGAAAUUAAAAGUAGUUAUUUUUUCUUUUCAAACAAGUAGAUUAGGUGUGUAUAAAUUCUUUUAAAGAACUUGUAUGUUUAGAGACUAAAACAAAGGUUAUAUUAUAUAUAUGGCAGAUUGUUAUGAG